AUGGGAUCAACUACCGUCAUCCGCGGGUUCAAAGUCUCCGUCGUAACAUUCGAUGCCUUCCUUAAUGCCAACAACGUUUACGAGACGUGGGGAGGACCGCCCUUCUACCAAGACCAUCCAGACCAGGACCCUAUUUCCAGGUUGCUCUUCGCCAAGAUCUCCCAGUACGACUCGAAUGCCGAUAAGAAUAAGUUUCGCGUCCUCAUCCCGUCUAUUCGGGUGCGGGCACACCGCGAGCUUAAGAUGGACGAGGACCUGCCGGACGAGGUUCCGAAGGGCUUUGAGGAGCUGCGGCAGGAGAUUCUGGCGUACGGGAAAGACGUUGAUGAUGAGGGCAAGAUUGCAAACGAGGAAGAGCUAGGGAUAUAUAGCAAUAUUGCAGACGAGGGAAAGCUAGGGAUAUAUAUGGUAGUCACUUAUGAUAUUCGCGGCGAUUACGGCAUCGAGCUGGAUCGUUCCGACGGCUUGUUGUAA
This is a messenger RNA of Dichotomopilus funicola, 474 nucleotides long. RefSeq lists its product as uncharacterized. The transcript has 2 exons. The record is from RefSeq and is a predicted model, not a curated record. NCBI's taxonomy places the organism in Eukaryota, Fungi, Ascomycota, Sordariomycetes, Sordariales, Chaetomiaceae. The coding region runs from base 1 to 474 and encodes 157 amino acids.